Molecule: messenger RNA, 6940 nt
Organism: Phragmites australis (common reed)
Lineage: Eukaryota; Viridiplantae; Streptophyta; Magnoliopsida; Poales; Poaceae
Product: probable E3 ubiquitin-protein ligase ZFP1
Exons: 6
Coding region: 5040-6596 (518 amino acids)
Molecular function (GO): ubiquitin protein ligase activity
Source: RefSeq, a predicted model, not a curated record
AUCUGCGAAUUCUCCGCAUUUUCUCAGUUUCUUUCCUCACGGUUUGCUCGGGCUCGAUUGCCUUGGGUGGCCGCGAAGGUACCAUCUACCUGGGCGUCAGCCAUGCACAAGCGGUGUGGGGGAAGGAAUUGGAUUCGGGGGUCGUGCGAUUUGAGUGCCCCGUACGGCACUGCGUGCGAAUUUCGUCAGUUUUUCUACUGUGGAGGGGUGACUGUUAGAAUAUAACUGUAUAGGGAUACCAGUGUAUGGGCAUUCGGUUACUUCUGCUCGGGAUUGUGGGUAGUCUUUUCCGUCUCUGGUUAGUGGCUAAACUUUAGAGAAUGUUGGAUUUGCCUGUUCUGGUCUGCUUUAUGUGCAUAUGCGUUUGGUUGGCGAGGAGAACUUUGUUUAGGCUUGUUAGCAUUUUUUUUAAUGUUUUUAGUAGGCAUUGGGGGGCUAAAGGGGGAUGCAUUCGUGACAUUGAAGUGCGUGGUUAGUGCGUUAAUUAUGGCCUUUUAUUGUGUAUUUGCAUGCUAUUUUUGCAUGUGAUUAGUGCAGAGAAAUCUGCUGAGAAAUGUGGACCUCUUAUUAGUUCAAGUCAGGUAUGCUGAAAUUAUUGUGAGUUUGUUGGAUGUGAACUUUUUUUUUUGUGAAAAUACUAAUGAUAAACGGAACGGGGAAUACUUUCCAGCAAAUUUUGGUGUGGUUGAGUCCUUGGUGGGGUUUGGGAUGUUGCAGUUGUGAACUUUUCUUGUGUGGUGGGUAGCUAUUUGGUUGGUCGUUUUGGAAAUAUGAUGCCUUUUGGCAAGUGAAGCAGAAGUUUACACUUGUUGUUUCAUGACUAAAAGUUGCUACUAGUGGAUUAGAGAGAUGAUUAAUAUACCUAUAGGGUUGUAUCGAUAUCCUGGAACUUUUUAAUUUGUGUUUUUGCACUGAUACCACUGUGAGAAUAUUUCUUGUGGAUGGACUUUCUGGUUCGUUACUGGUAAUUAUGAUAUAGUUUUAAUACAAUUUUAGUUGACCAUGGAGAUUUUCUUAACACAAUUUGUUUUUUGGAUGCAAACGUGUACUUGGAUGGGCAUUUGUUUUCGAGCUUCUUUGGUAGUGCUUUAGUUUGUAUCACGUUUAGAUAGGGAUAUGAGUAAUUUGGGCUAUACUGUUGGAUCAUUGAGGGGCAUGAUCGCUGAUGUACAGUCGUCUAAUUUAUUUAUUUAUUUUGUGAAGUGGAAUCAUGAUUAAUUGGUCAAUAAGCUCAAAAUGCUAAAAUGUUUAUUCACAAUAAAUUACAAGCGCUCUUUUGAUUGUAGCUUCAUUUAUCUUUCUAUAUUUGGCAUUGGAAAUUGCAAUACUUGUAGCCAUUGUUUCAUAGGAUGAUCUGUAUAAUAAUUAGAUUCAUCAAUAGGAUAGUAGAACAACUGUACUGUUCUCCAUCCACCUGGGAAGGUUGUGCUUUCUGGUGUGCUUAUUGUCUUUAUCUACUUUCCAUGAGUAUUAGCUUCCUAUGCAUUCUGCUUAUCGGUGUGAUGCGAUCAAUUUCAAAAGAAUAAAUAUUACGAAGCCAUUUUAUAUUCUUUUUGCUAGUUUAAAUUUCCAUCAUGUUAUGUGCAUAUGAAGUUUCCCAACUCCCAAGGGUUCCAUUUUAAAUCCAUAAGUGCAGAAAAGUUGUUGAUCUCAUUCACUCUAUUUUGCUGUCAACACUAUAUAAAUGUUUUGUUGCGAUAUUUUCUUAUGCGGAACCUAUAUGGAAUGGGUUGUAGGGAUUUAACCAUACAACAAGCUGUUUGUUGAGACUGAAACAAUCAGAAUUGGAUUGGGUGAAUGGAUUUAACCGUACAGCAGGCUGUUUGUUGAGUUUAUUUGGUGAGAAUGAAACAAUCACAGAAAAUGUGGCUCUAACCAUGUAACAAGCUGUUUUUUUUUUGAAUUUUUGGCAUCAUCAAAUCUUGCCACUGGCAUUUAGAUUAGUCUCUGUUUGUGACUUGUGUAUGUGCAAACAUUCGCUCGUCAUGAAACAUUCCGUUUUUUGGGGUCUGAUAUGUUCCAAGCAAGUCUUUACUUCUGUACAGGUGGCAUAUGUUAUUCUUUAUUUAUCCUUGAAAACUUUGUUUUAUUGUUCCAUAUCCAGAUAGGAAAAUAUUCAAGUUAUUUUUUGUCUAAAUCUGUAAUAUUUAUAUAUACCUUAUAUGCAUGAAAAAAAUUGUAUGUACGAUCUGAUUGCAUUCAGUUGAUAUUGAUUGCGAGGCUCAAAACUGCUACAGCUUAAAGUUAUUUAUGAGCAAUUAGUCUGGCAUAGGUAUAUCUGUUCUAAAUUCUGAAUUGCUGGUGCAUUCGUUGUUUCUUUAGUUACCUUAGCCUUUUCUCUCAAAAUGCAGGAAGCAUUUUUUUUUAAAACACUCGGAAGAUCUGUUUCAGUCAGAAGAAGUGGUUUCCUGCAUCAUUUUUUAUUUUUCGAUAAUAGCUUGCAAUGUUUAUCUAACGUUUAUGAAGAAACAGUUUUUUUUAUGUCUAAUGGAUUUUUAGAUAACAUUUCUGGUGGCAUUGGAUUCAUGUUUGGAACGGUCAAUGCUACGCAUUGUUGGUCUCGAAUUUAAGAAAUAUAUGGAAAUCAAUCAAAAGGACAAUAGUUUGAGGAAUUUGACUGGGAAAUGUAGCAGUAAUAAGACUAUUAGAGGUUCUCGUGGAGUGGAGGUCUGGAGGAUACAAGUGAAGCGUGCUUAUUGCUUUGGAGAAAGGAACCAGGACAAUCUACAUUAUUGCUUGUGCCUUGGAAGGCACAGAUCUGAACUGGUGACUGUCUAUUGAAAAUUAUGUUAACACUGCCACUGUUAUCUGCACUAUAUGCAGUAAAAAAAUAUCAACCCUUAUGGCUGAAAUGGAAAUGCCUAUAUGGUUUGCAUACUUUUCUCAUGCUUCUCGUUUAGAUAAAGAGUUAGUACUUGUUUGUGCUUGAGUUUACCUAUGAAGUUGCAACUAACAAAAGGUUAAUCGGAGAAAACUUCAACAUAUGCUAAUUUUUGACAUAUUUUGCCCCUGUAAUUCUAUACUCAGCUCUAUAAAUGCCACCAGCAGUAAUCGUUUGAUUGAGGCACUCGAUUGAAAAUGUUCCCAGAGAAAUCAAAUUGACAAACAUUUACCCAAAAAAAAAGAACUUGCUAAAAUGACGUCCACUUUGAACCAAGGUAGUAUCUCUUUUUUAUUUAAUGACUAUUAAGAAGUUGCACUCAGGGUUCCAAAUCCUGACAUGGAAUCACCAGGAACCGGUUUUACUGGAUUUCUUCGACCUGGCCCGGAUUCGGUAAACCAUCCAAAUUAAACAUACCACAAAUGGAAGUUUGAAUUUCGGGUUACUAUAAAGAUGUGAUGCAGUGUUACUGAACUUUAGGAAGUGAUAGCUUUUGCAUGGCUGCAUGCAUGUAGUGGCCAUGCUUGAUUAUGAGGAUCAUGGAAGUUCUUGUGUUAUAUCAGUAGUUGCAUGCAUGAUUGGCUGGGUUGCUAUCAAGGGCAAAUAAUUUUGAAAUUUGGACAUGGGAAGGAAAAGUAUUAUCUCUUCCAGUUGAGCAUCCCUUUUAAAAAAAAUUCUAACUUUCUCUCCUACCCUACAGAAAAAACCACCAAAUAAUUAAUUCCACUAGUUGUGAUUUUAACUUGUAGACAUAAACGGAUAAACCAGCAGGUAUAAAGCUGGUUCCCUUCGGGAACCGGCCAGAAACAGCUACCAGCCAUAGAGCAAGAUUUUCUACUCCAUCAAAUUUUCAAACCAUAGUUGCACAAUGUGGUUUCAAGGUGUCUUUCUAAGCUUUAUAGGACCUCACCGAUUCCACCUUUUCAUAAUGUCUUGCCUUAUCUGUUUAAUAUGGAAAAGAAUAAUCAUUUAUAUCUAUAUGUAUUAUCCGUGCUGCUUAUCUUUGUAUUCUUCCUCCCAAAUGUUCCGUUCAUUCACUCUAUCUGGUACCUUUGAUUGUGGAGGCAAUACUAUAGUGGUCCAUAGUAUGUGUGAAUGCAUACCGCUGGUUAUUAGCAGUGAACUGACUGGUGCUGGAUUGAAGGCUUACUGUUUCCGUUUCAAAAAGGAAAUGAUUUAUUGUUACAAUUAUCUAUAUGUAUUGUAGUGACGGCUUCCUUGUGCUUAUUAUGCAACUUGCAUAAACUCUAGGCUGUAUCCAUGGUUUUGUUAGUCUUGCCCUUCCUCUCAUGAGAUCCAUUCCUUCUCUUUACCUUGCACGCUCUGCUCUCUGAAAGCCAAUACUAAGCGCUCAGCAGUAGGUAGAAAGUGCUUAUUUCCUGCUGGUUACAAGCAUUAACCAGACUGGUGCUGUACUGAGCACAUUGUUGAUGAGGGUUGGUUGCUUGGCUGGGAACUGGCUGAAUACCAAUGGGGUUUUCUUUAGCUUUUGUUGAAGCUAACUCAUUUGAAAUCUACUGCCAUCCAAUGUUUCACAAUGAGAAACAACUUGUCUUGUGAUUACUGGCACUGCAAGUAGCUGGAAACAUCACUGUUUGUGGACUCAGUUCGACCCUCAAGAGGAUUGGAUCCAUCCUAGAAAUGGUGAUAGGAUAUCACAGCCACAUUGCCCGUGAUUGAAGAGAUCCACUCGGAAGUUAUCUAUUGGCACGGUAAAACCAAGCAGACGAGGUGACCAUUGUCGCAUGCAGCACGGUUCUGUCAGUUACCAAUAUCCACGCAAGUGAGCAAAGCAUUGAUGGCUAAGAUAACUUGGGCAGCUCACUCGUCGCCCAUGGCACUGUCGGAUUUUUAUCUUGAGUUGCUAGAAUUAAUUUUACUGGAGUCAAUUGCUCAUAUUUUGAUCUAACUUGGUUAAGACAGCCCAAAACCAAACUGGUCAUUAACUGUUGGUUCUCACUGGGCUGAUCACGUCAAUUAUUGGUUGUUAAUCAGAGGUUUUUAGAACAGCUGUUCACCUUGUCAGAUUGCUGGAUCCUCCUUUCUACCAGUAUCCUUGUUGGCCCUUUACUAAAAGUAGAGGUGAUGAUAAAGCUUAGUUGUUGACUUAGCUUUCCUUAGUUAUUUCUUGAAGCUAAGGGAAAUAAUAAUUGGCGUUAUGGCAUUUAGAAAUAUGGUAUGCCCACCCCAAGUCAUUGAUCUUGCAUCUGAGAGAGGGCAAGCUCGUGGAGGCAAUGGUGACAUAUCCGAUCAAGGUGCGCAACAUGCUAUCAGAGUUGUAGGAAAUGCGAUGAACAUUUGUCUCUCCGACAUUCAAAGUUACUCUGAUGUGAGCAUGAAUCAUCAGCAUCAGCCUGUUCAUAACUCACCACCAAAUAUAGGUGUUGAUUCUGGUUUUGUCUUCGCAUCAACUAUGUACAAUCCAUGCAUGUCAUCAACAUCUAUGAACAGAUAUGCUUCUCAUGCUCAGAGCUUUGGAUCGGGGAAUUUACCAUUGCCUAUAAACCUAGUCCCAGGAAGUAUGGAUGAGAGUGGCAGAAAUGACAAUAUUGGUGAAAGUGGUAGAGGACACAUUAAAAGGAAAAAUGCCGCAGUUGCUGGAAGCUAUCAUUUUCUUAAUGGAUUUGCAAGUUCAAGCUCAUCUUCUCAUGCACCUCAGAAUCCUACACUUAGGCCUUGGGAUCCUUCUUUUGAACCAAAUGUUUCACCUAAUGUUGUACCGUUCAACCCAUCAGAAUAUCACAGCCACAGCAGUUGGCCAUCCUUAGAAGGAUCUUCCAUAGCUGGAACUAAUGGGUUCAACUCAAUGUCUGUGCACCAAGAAUCAGCACAACGUGGCAACUAUGCAUUUCCAACAACUCAAAUUGGCCAUUCAUGGAUGCCCCAGGCUACAAAUGGUAUUGCUGAUGGAGUUCCCUACGUCAAUGCAACUACUAAUGUUCUAGCAGGCAGAUUUGCCCAUUCAGGAGCCACCGAAAUGGUAAAUGGAGGCUUUCAUGAAUACCAGAAUGGCCCUUCAACUGUUUGUCGAGGACCUGUACCUUAUUUCCAUCAGCAUGCGAUGCAUGGCAUGCAAGCUCAUAAUCUCCUUGAUCAUACUCAAAUGCAAGUCCCUUAUCAACAAUGCCACAAUAACGGUGUCUUGAAUGGUGGUGUUAAUUAUUCGGGGAACCGUCUCCACUUAGGUCCACGAAUUCCAGUUCUCUUCACCAAUUCUGAGCGUACGUUUGGGCCUCCACAGCAUCCGUUCCUGACAAAUCCAGUUAACCACCGGAACAUAAGGAUUCUGCCACCUGAGCAGCAUGGCACAAUAAUGGAUUUUUCGAGAUUGUAUGAAGUGUCAAAUGUUGUAGAUGAGCAUAGAGAUAUGCGGCUAGAUAUAGACAGCAUGACGUAUGAGGAGCUUUUAGCAUUAGAAGAGCAGAUUGGAGAUGUCAAUACUGGUCUGAAAAAAAGCCAUAUUGUAGAUAAAUUAAGGACUAGCUUAUAUGUGCCAGGAACAUCCAGCAUGGCUGAUCAGUCAUCUAAAUCUUCUAUGGAGAAUGAUGCUUGCAUAAUAUGCCAGGAGGAGUACCAGGUUAAAGAUUGCAUUGGAACCCUUGAUUGUGGCCACAGGUACCACGCAGAGUGCGUAAAGCAGUGGCUGACAGUAAAGAACUUAUGCCCCAUCUGCAAGACAACAGCAUUGUCUGCCGAUAGAAGAAAUGGAGAAUGAGGAGGAGUAAGGUUGUUUCUUAUUUGCUUCGACAAACGUUCAGCUCAAUUUUGUAUAUAAGUGGUAGACAAUGGCGCUACCUGUAUUUGUUGCUCAGUUGUUCUGAUCGGGAGUACUCGGCUUCCUGAAACUGUACAGCCAUAACAUUUUAUCAUUUUCUUCAAAUGUAUUGCUCGGGUUUGCCCCCAUGUGUAUGAUAAGGCGAACCCCCAAAAUUUCUUUCAUAAUGUCAUCUCUAGGGUACUUUGUAUCUAUUAAGUUGGUUCGAGAAACAAAUAGAACAUAUGUUAUUCUGUACAUUUUUAAAACUUGAGGGACUGAAAUGAUUCCUAUCAUUCCCUAUA